AUGCCAGGAAAAGGUUACUUUAUUCUGUAUCUGUGGUGUUUGGUAAAUUUCAUUGUUAGUUGUGGAGGUUUCAAGGCUCAGAGAUGCCCGGCGCCAUGUCACUGUGAUUUUACGUCCUGGUCACAGGGGAUUCUCAACUGCUCUUACAGUCCAAUCCGUGCCCUGCCCCUGGAGAUACCUAUACCACGUAAUACAACUGUACUGGAUCUACGCUACACCGGUCUGUCUGAGAUCCCACCGCACGCAUUUAACCAACUGGAGGGACUGAAAGCACUGUAUGUCGGAGGGAACAACAUAAAACACUUUCACGAGGAUAGUUUUACAGGUUUAUGGAAUUUGGAACUCUUAGAUUUGUCUCCACUUCAUUGGGACAUGAACUUCGAUUAUGAAGCAUUCCCCACGAACUUGUUUCGUGAUUUAAUCUUGUUAGAAGUUCUGAUGUUCGGAAGAAUGAGCAGCAGUGCACAGAUUCAACAAGGCUAUUUAGACCAAACCUUAGCUCCCUUACACCAAUUGCAACAGGUGACCUUUCCAAGUCUACCGGAUGGAAAUCCACCAUUUGGUCGCGGAUACAACAAUCUUACUUCACUGAAAACAGUGGUGUUUCAUGGAGUUGGAUCUGUAACGAACAUAAGAAAGCACACUUUUGCCAUGUUGAAAAACUGUCCUAUCGAACGAUUAGCUUUCAUUAGCUGUGGACUGGACACCGUAGAAUAUGGCACAUUGUCUUCAUUUCCACAUCUGAAAGUAUUGGACAUAGAAUAUGCCAACUUUGUGUCAGUCACAGAGGCCGAGAAGAUUAUAUGUGACCUGAACAAUACCUCAAUUGAAGUUCUUCACAUAGUGGACAACAAUAUUUAUCGCACGAGUUUGGUGACACCUCAAGAUAUUCCAUCAAACUCUUUUUGGUAUGGCCAUCCAAAGGUUCCUUUACAACCAGCUAAAUACUCGUAUUUAGACUACAUUAUGAAGUUGAAUGCCAGUAGUUUGGAUGUAACUUUGAACAUGAGCAACAAUCCCAUGGACUGCAAAGUUUGUGACGGAUUAGGAUUCCUCCAUUUGAUUAUCCAUUCUAACAUGACGACAAUAUUCUCCAACGACUCCUCUUGCUACGUGAAUGGAUCUAAAACAAGAUUAGAGAGCAGCCUGAGUAGACUUGAGAGGGAAUGCGACAGUUCUACACAUACGAUCAUUUCAUCAAACCUGUGGCUUUCCUUGGGAGCAUCUCUCGGUGUCAUAUUUGCUGUUGCCUGUGGUCUUAUAGUAGCUUACAUUUACCGUUGGAAUAUCAAAUACCACUUCUUCCUUCUUCGCCGCCAUUUUCGAAAGAGAGGUGUCAUUGCUGGACCACCUGGUCACGUGUACGCCUCCUAUGACGACAACGAUUAUUACUGGGUAACGCACGUGCUGUUGCGUCAUCUAGAAGACGAGGAUCAACUUGAUGUCAUCAUAGAUCAAAGAGAUUUCAUUGGUGGCGCUUCCCUUUCCGAGGCCAUCGUAGAGGCCGUGGAAAACAGCAAGAAAACAGUGCUUGUUCUGUCUGAGAGCUAUGUGCUCAAUCCUUGGUGUGAAUUUGAGUUUCAGAUGUCUCUUGCUCGUGGUUACCAAUCAGUAAUCCCGGUUAUGUUUCAACCUGUGCCAUUUGAUGCUAUGACGAAAUCACUGCGAAAGUACAUUAGAGCUAGAGGGUAUAUAAAGUGGACUGAGGACCCCGAUGGACAACGUUUGUUCUGGAAACGCCUCUCCAACGCCAUCUUUGAUGAGAAUAAUAUACUCGUGCAACCCGAGAAAGAUGACAUGACUGAACUCAUUUAG
Messenger RNA from Lingula anatina, 1815 nucleotides. RefSeq names its product toll-like receptor 4. The record is from RefSeq and is a predicted model, not a curated record. Gene Ontology annotation, molecular function: protein binding; signaling receptor activity. NCBI's taxonomy places the organism in Eukaryota, Metazoa, Brachiopoda, Lingulata, Lingulida, Lingulidae. Gene Ontology annotation, biological process: inflammatory response; signal transduction. Gene Ontology annotation, cellular component: plasma membrane.